CGGUGACCAUAUAGUUAGCCAGAUGAUUCUAACAAAUGGUCAUGUUCAUGACAAUAAAAGGCCCUUGGGAUAUGUUAUGGUCAUACGAGACUCCAAGGGCAAUCGUUUCGGAUGCUACUUGAAUGAGCAUUUACAUCCCAUGGAACAUAGGCGGUAUUACGGGAAUGGUGAAUGCUUUCUUUGGAAACUAGAGAAAAUCCACAAGAAUUCCACCCAAGACACAGACUUAGAUCAUCAUAGAUUCAAAGCAUUCAUGUACACUGGCAUAAACGAUAACAUUAUCUACUCAAACCAUGAUUUCAUAGCCAUUGGAUCCUCCAAAGGACAAAACGGUUUGUGGAUAGGCUCCAACCUUCUAGAAGGUGUGAGUUAUCGAUGUGAUACAUUUGGCAAUGAAGUUUUGAAUGGAAUAGGCGAUCGGGGUGAUAGCAGCAGCUUCGGAGAUUCCGUAGUAGGAAAAUUCAAAAUACUAGGACUAGAAAUAUGGCGGAUUGGUACGUUAGAGUGAAGUGGCAUUUUGAUUCCUCAUUUUAACUUUAAAGAAUAAACCUGGAAAUCGGUCAAAUUUGGGGGUAUUGAGAAUUCAGGCAGCGUCAAGAAAGUUUAAGUUUUCUAUACUGCAAACUAAUGCACAAUGCCCUAUUGGAAUUAGAUAUCGUGAAAAGCAAUAAUAACAUCAACAUAAACAUUAGUAAUAGCUCAACAAAUGGUGAACUCGUUUGACUGAAUAGACGGUUAAUUAAUGCUCGUAUUUGUGGGAUGGCGGAAGGCUGCCGGAAGGCUGCAAAUAGGCGAUGCAAUUCGAAGCUGCAGAAGUUGCCGUUAUUCUUGAGCUUGGCAAACAAUGGCAUGGAUAAACUGUGCCGUUCAUUCAGGU
Yamadazyma tenuis ATCC 10573 is the source of this 877-nucleotide messenger RNA. Lineage: Eukaryota; Fungi; Ascomycota; Pichiomycetes; Serinales; Debaryomycetaceae. The record is from RefSeq and is a predicted model, not a curated record.